This is a messenger RNA of Megalops cyprinoides (Indo-Pacific tarpon), 4696 nucleotides long. It is a transcript of the gene rapgef4a, whose product is annotated as Rap guanine nucleotide exchange factor 4a. Gene Ontology annotation, molecular function: guanyl-nucleotide exchange factor activity. The record is from RefSeq and is a predicted model, not a curated record. Gene Ontology annotation, cellular component: plasma membrane. Gene Ontology annotation, biological process: positive regulation of GTPase activity; Ras protein signal transduction. Lineage: Eukaryota; Metazoa; Chordata; Actinopteri; Elopiformes; Megalopidae. The transcript is spliced from 31 exons. The coding region runs from base 220 to 3303 and encodes 1027 amino acids.
GACCAUCGAAUAAAACGAAUCCCUUGUGAGGUUUUCUUUAAUUAUCAAGCCGAGGGAUUGUGUGUUUCCGUUUGUCUCGGCGUCUGGAAGAACCGCGAGUUCACAGAGAUGGGCAAGCCACUAGGUGUUUGAGCGAUGCGUUCUCAGACCGAAGGAAACAAGGGAGAGCCCAUUAACAACUGAGGGUGAUGUAAAUCGUCUUCCAGCUACACCGGGUCCAUGAUCUCGCCAAAGAUGGUAGCAGCGCACAGUUCUGCCCAUUCUUCCGCGUCCGCAGAAUGGAUUAUUUGCCUUGAUAAGAGGCCCGCAGAAAGAUCCGGGGAAGAUGUGGACAUCAUUUUAACCCGGCUGAAAGAAGUGAAGGCCUUCGAGAAGUUCCACCCCAGCCUCCUCCAGCAGAUCUGCCUGUGCGGCUUCUACGAAUGCCUGGAGAAAGGGAUCACCCUGUACCGGCAGGGGGACAUCGGAACCAGCUGGUAUGCCGUCCUGUCCGGCUCGCUCGAUGUCAAAGUGUCCGAGACGGCCAACCACCAGGACGCGGUCACCAUCUGCACACUGGGGAUCGGCACGGCGUUCGGGGAGUCCAUCCUGGACAACACGCCCCGCCACGCCACCAUCGUCACCCGGGAGUACAGCGAGCUGCUCCGCAUCGAGCAGAAGGAGUUCAAGUCUCUGUGGGAGAAAUACCGUCAGUGCAUGGCUGGACUCCUCGCCCCUCCCUAUGGUGUUAUGGAAAGUGGACCAGGCAGUGACAGAAUGCCAGACAAAGAGAAUAUGAGCAAUAAUGCCUUGCCUAAGAACCUGAACAAGACCCCACUCAUUGAAAGUCAAGCCAAACCACGCCCUAAAUCCAUUCUCCAGGUUCCAUCUGAGAAAAUCCUGAGGGCAGGAAAGAUUCUGCGCAACGCCAUCCUGUCCAGAGCCCCCCACAUGAUCCGGGACAGAAAGUACCAUUUGAAGACGUACAGGCAGUGCUGUGUGGGCACAGAGCUGGUGGACUGGCAGAUGCAGCAGAGCCCCUGUGUUCACUCUCGAACCCAGGCCGUGGGCAUGUGGCAGGUGCUGCUGGAGGAGGGAGUCCUCAACCACGUGGACCAGGAGCACAACUUCCAAGACAAAUAUCUGUUCUACCGUUUCCUGGACGACGAACGGGAAGACAUGCCCCUCCCCACUGAGGAGGAGAAGAAGGAGAGUGAGGAGGAGCUGCAGGAUACCCUCCUCCUCCUGUCCCAGAUUGGCCCUGAUGCCCACAUGCGCAUGAUCCUCAGGAAACCGCCAGGCCAGAGAACAGUGGAUGAUUUAGAAAUUAUAUAUGAGGAGCUUCUCCAUAUAAAGGCCUUAUCGCACCUCUCCACCACUGUGAAGAGGGAGUUAGCGGGUGUGCUGAUAUUUGAGUCCCACGCCAAAGCAGGAACAGUGUUGUUUAAUCAGGGGGAAGAGGGGACUUCAUGGUACAUCAUCCUGAAGGGAUCAGUUAACGUCGUCAUCUAUGGGAAGGGCGUCGUGUGUACGCUGCACGAGGGCGAUGACUUCGGGAAGCUGGCCCUGGUGAACGACGCCCCGCGGGCCGCCUCCAUCGUCCUGCGGGAGGACAACUGUCACUUCCUGCGGGUGGACAAGGAGGACUUCAACAGGAUCCUGCGGGACGUGGAGGCCAACACAGUGCGUCUGAAGGAGCAUGAUCAGGAUGUGCUGGUCCUGGAGAAGAGCCCCAGCAACAGCCGAAACUCCAGCCAUGGAAGCACACCCUCCCACUACAAGUACACUGUGAUGUCAGGAACUCCAGAGAAGAUCCUAGAGCACUUCCUGGAGACAAUGCGUCUGGAUUCCCAGUUCACAGAGUCAGAUCCCGCCCUGGAUGACUUUGUCCUCAUGCACUGUGUCUUCAUGCCCAACAGUCAGCUGUGUCCUCUGCUCAUGGCACACUACAACGCCCAGGCGUCUCAGGGCUCGGAGCAGGAGAGGCUGGACUACGCCCUGAACAACAAGCGGCGGGUGACCCGCCUGGUGCUGCAGUGGGCCACCCUGUGCGGGGAUCACCUCCAGGAGGAGGAGACCUCAGUGGCCUUCCUGGAGGAGUUCCACGUGUCUGUGUGCGAUGACUCCAGGGUGAUCCCAGCUCUGAAAGAGCUGCUCCCAGAACUGGAGAAGGUCGUUAAACACAAUUCUGACGAGGCAAAAUCCUCCCAGAAAAAGCGCAAGGUCCUGCUGCGGCAGUUCAGCAUGGGAGACGAGAGGCUGCAGAAGCGCCAGCCAAUCAGGAGCAGCGAUGAGAUCCUGUUCAAAGUGUACUGCGCCGACCACACCUACACCACCAUCCGGGUGCCGGUGGCCGCCUCGGUGAGGGAGGUGCUCAACGCCGUGGCUGACAAGCUGGGGUCAGCAGAGGACCUCCUGCUGGUCAGCCUCAGUUCAGCCGGAGACAAGGUGGUGCUGAAGCCCAAUGACAUUUCGGUCUUCUCCACGCUCAGCAUCAACGGACGUCUGUUCGCCUGCCCCAGGGACCAGCUGGAUUCACUGACACCACUGCCAGAGCAGGAAGGACCUACUACAGGAACCAUGGCUAGCUUUGAGCUAAUGAGCUCCAAAGACCUAGCUUACCAGAUGACCGUCUAUGACUGGGAACUCUUCAACUGUGUACACGAGCACGAGCUGAUAUACCACACGUUUGGGCGACAGAACUUCAGGAAGACGACGGCCAACCUGGACCUGUUUCUGCGCAGGUUCAACGAGCUGCAGCUGUGGGUGAUCACAGAGGUGUGUCUGUGCGCCCAGCUCAGCAAGCGUGUGCAGCUGCUCAAGAAGUUCAUCAAGAUCGCAGCGCACUGUAAAGAAAACAAGAACCUGAACUCCUUCUUUGCCAUCAUCAUGGGCAUGAGCAACCCAGCCGUCAGCAGACUGAGCCAGACGUGGGAGAAACUUCCCAGCAAGUUCAAGAAGUUCUAUGGGGAGUUUGAAAGUUUAAUGGACCCGUCUCGAAACCACCGGGCGUACAGGCUCACCGUGGCCAAACUGGACCCGCCCAUAAUCCCCUUCAUGCCCCUCCUCAUCAAAGACAUGACUUUCACUCACGAAGGCAACAAGACGUUCAUUGACAGUUUGGUCAAUUUUGAAAAAAUGAGGAUGAUCGCAAACACGGUGAGGAUAGUGAGGUACUGUCGGAGCCAGCCAUUCAGCCCAGACGUGUCCCAGGCCAGUAAGAACCACCAGGACGUGCGGAGCUACGUGAGGCAGCUGAAUGUGAUUGACAACCAGAGGACUCUGUCCCAGCUCUCCCAUAGGCUGGAGCCCCGCAGGACCUGAGCUGUCCCGCCCUCCCCCCAAACAAUGGCGCUGCCUAGCAACCACACAAUACUCACGCUGCUGCUCCACUGCCAAGACAUGACCGUGCUCGAUGUGUUACAUACCAACUCCGAGGCGGCUCCACAGGGGUCUCCUAUCAGAAAACGCCAACUCAGAGACAACCGUGAACCCCUGACCGCAUCAGAGACUAGCGCAAACCUCUGGCCGCAUCUGCGAUGAACCAUACACCCCUGAGCACAUCAGAAACUCCAGUUCACACAUCAGAGACUACCACACACUCUUGACAGCGCCUAAGACACCCCUUCACCUCUGACCACUUCAGAGGCUUCCUUGAAUCCCUGACCGAAUCAGAGACUGCCAUAAAACUCUGACUACAUCACAGACGACUGGACACCCCCGACCAUAUCAGAGAUGACUGUCUGCCCCAGACAGCAUCAGAGAAGUCUGUACACCCCUGACCACAUCACAGAUGACCACACAUCCCUGAGCAAACCACAGACGACCGCACACCCCUGACUCCAUGUCCAUAUGUGAGUUGUUUCCUCAAAGAAAGCAGUGCCCUCCGAUGCCAGUAUUCAGAAGCAUUCCUGUCCUUUUUCUGUCCUUCGUCUUUUCUGUCAUGUUCAGCAACCUUUUCCUCUGCUUAUGUGUAACAGCGCCCCUCAGAUAUUCUCACUUACACUUUCGAACACAGCCGGGUGCUGUUGAAGGGUAUUUCCUGUCUAAGCAUUCUGUCAUUUUUUUAAUUUCCUAAAUGACUUUACUUAUGUAAAGUCUUACUGGUCUUAAGAAUGACGUUAUCGCUAUAUAUGACAAAGUCGAAUUCCCCCAUUAUGAAGUUAAUCCAUUAAUCAAUAACUUAAAAACUGUCAGGAGAGGUAACAAAUGUAAAACACAAAUGUUCUAUAAAUGCAUUUACAACCUUUCCUGAAGACAGACAUUUGUAACAUAAUUAUGUAACGAUGUUAAAAUUGCUCCAACAGGGAGUUUUCAUCACAGCAUUUAGCCUAUGGGAGUUAUUAAGGACCGUCCAGGAAGUAUCAAAUAUCUGAAACUACAAAUGCUCUUCUGUCCUUUACAGUGAUAUUUUAUUAUGAACAUUUAAACUUUGUAUGCCUUAAUUUGUUCUGGCAGGACAGAAUUUUCUUUUGCUUGUUUGGCUUUUUUCCAGAACUGGAAUCCUGGUGUUCAUCUAAGCAUUCAGCACUGUUCCUGUGGUUUUGUAAAUGAAUUUAUAUUUAUACAUAUUUGAGUUUGUGUGACUGUUAUCUUACACAUAUGAUGUAAAUGGUUUUAAUUUAUUAUUUCUGACCUCAGCAUGCAAUGAAUUUUAAAGUUUAGAGGAAAACACUAAAUGCUGCUCCUCAUGAAUAGUCUGUGAGGUACAGUGUCA